AUGCUAAGGUAUAUAGGUCAAAAGUAUGAAGCUAUUUUAGCCACCAUCAUAGAGAAAGAGAUAGAUGAAAAUCCAUCGAAUGCAAAGAGAGAACUAAUCAAUAACAUAACGACAUCUUUAAUCGAUGCAUCAAUAGAGAAAUAUAAGACAAACAAAUAUGGUCAUGUAAGUACGGCUACUGACGUUAAUGAAUAUGAUAAAUUUUGGAAUGAUCAGAAUUUCAAACAAGAGUUUGAGCAAGAUACACCGCCAUUAUCAGAAAAUAUUGAAGUUGAAAUGAACGAAGAAAGAGUCUCACCUAUUGAUACGCAAGUUGCUAUUCCUAAGCCAAGAGAACAUUUUUUAGAUAUAUUCGUAGAUAAGCUGAUAAGUAAAUUGGUAACUGAAAGAUUGCCAGAAAGAGAACAGCUAGCUGAUCGAAUACUUUUGCCAACUGAUAAUUACCAACAACCUAUAUCCGCCACAACUUUAGGAAGCAAUUUUGGUAAGUUAGGUUCAAACCUAACAACAUUAUUUGAUUUACAAGAAAGUAUUAUUAGAUUGAUUACCUGGAGGGCUCCAUCAGCUACUAUUACACUAUUAAUAUUGCUAACUUUUUUUAUCAAUUACCCACUAUUGACAUUGUUGAUUCCUCUAUUUAAUUUACUCUUUAGAAAUAUGAUACCAAGUUACUUACACAGACACCCUUCCAACCUCAAGAAAUAUCCAAUAAAAAUAAUAUAUGGCAGAUCAUUGAUUGAAGAUGUUACUACCGGUGGACCUAGUAAUGCCUGGCAUCCUAAAUCAGAUUUUGGUAAAAAUGACUUGCCAUCAUCUAGUUCAGAAGCAACGUAUGAUAGCCCAAAUAUAAUCAAUGAUCGAACUUCACAAGUGUCUGUUCAGAACAGCAAUAGUUCUGUAGAAAUCGUAGCUAACCUUCGUGAUCUUCAAAAUGUAACAUCUAGUCUCGUUAAGCUGAAUGAGGAACUAGAAAAAUUUUUUUAUGGACUAGCUGGUUUUAAAGAUGAAUCUCAAUCGACACUUCUGUUUUUUAUCUGUUUUAUUAGUUUAUUUGCAUCACUUGGCUUGUUUUACAAUAUUAACUGGCCGAUGUUUUUAAUUACUACUAUUUGGACAUUUAUGAUAGCCAUUCAUCCUAAAAUCAAACCUUUAUUGAUCAAUUUUAUUAAAAUAAUGUUAAACAAGAAAAAAAACAAUAAUACAAAGAACAGGCGAUUUAAGCAUCUUGUCAUUUUAGAUGAACAGCCAGAGGAGCAAUACGUAGAAAUAUUUGAGAUAUAUAAGAAAGGAAUCACUUCUUAUCAAUGGAAUCUUUGUGUAUUUUCAAAUCAAAUAUAUGAUCCUGAUGAUACAGUGAGAAAAUUAGAAGAUCCACCACAUGGAGUACCCACACUAGAAGACAUAACACCUCCAAGAACAUGGACAUUUGAUGAAAAUAGCAACUGGGAAAUUGAUAAAGAUGCAGCAGGCUGGAUCAAAGAGAAUGAAUUGACAUUAUUUGCGAAUAAUGAUUUUGCUAUGGAUGAAGAGUAUAAACGCAGGAGGUGGGUCCGAAAAGUACUAAGAUAUGCGAAACCAGCUAGAAAACCUCAAACAUGA
This is a messenger RNA of Tetrapisispora phaffii CBS 4417, 1599 nucleotides long. RefSeq names its product Pex28p (gene PEX28). Bases 1 to 1599 code for a protein of 532 amino acids. Gene Ontology annotation, cellular component: peroxisomal membrane. The transcript has a single exon. NCBI's taxonomy places the organism in Eukaryota, Fungi, Ascomycota, Saccharomycetes, Saccharomycetales, Saccharomycetaceae. Gene Ontology annotation, biological process: peroxisome organization. The record is from RefSeq and is a predicted model, not a curated record.